AUGGAGCCUCCGGACUUCGAAGCCAUGAACUUCACGGUGCAGCAGGUGCCCCCCAAGUACCCGCUGUGCGCGGAGUGGAGGGACGGCGCGGAGGGCUCCGUCUUCCACCUGGCGCACAUCCUCCUCUUCCUCGGCUUCAUGGGCGGCAGCGGCUUCUACGGGCUCCUCUACCUCUUCAGCCUCCUCACGCUGGGCUUCUUCUGCACCUCCCUCUGGGCUUGGACGGACCCGUGCACCACCGACUCGUUCCUCUGGAGCUUCGCCCUGUUCGCAGCCAGCCUGGCGCAGGGGGUGCACGUUGCCUCCCGGCUGCGGGGGGUCUCCUUCGAGCGGGACUUCCAUGAGCUGUACCAGUGCAUGUUCCAGAAGCUGGGGGUGUCGCUCACCCAGUUCGGGAAGAUCGUGGCCUGCUGUGAAGGAGACGUGCACACCUUGGAGCCCGGCCACUGCUUCGCCAUCGAGGGGAAGACCCCCAUCGACAAGCUGUCGGUGCUGCUGUCUGGCAGAGUCCGUGUGACAGUGAAUGGAGAGUUUCUGCAUUACAUCUACCCGUUUCAGUUCCUGGAUUCUCCUGAGUGGGACUCUCUCAGACCAGCAGAGGAGGGCAUCUUCCAGGUGACCCUGCGUGCCGAUAACCCCUGCCGCUACGUGGCGUGGAGGAGGAAGAAACUCUACCUGCUUUUUGCUAAGCAUCGCUACAUCGCCAAGAUCUUCGCCCUCGUUGUGCGCAAUGACAUUGCAGAGAAGCUGUUCUCCCUUAAUGAUAAGGCCUUCAGCGAGUCCGGCCGCCGCUAUGAUCUCCGCUUACCAAGUUACUGUCACAUGCCAGGGACAGAAUUAGAAGGGGCAGAUGUCCUGCAAGUGCCGGUGCAGGGUGGGAGGACGGCCUGA
Limanda limanda (common dab) is the source of this 891-nucleotide messenger RNA. RefSeq names its product popeye domain containing 3 (gene popdc3). Gene Ontology annotation, molecular function: cAMP binding. Gene Ontology annotation, cellular component: sarcolemma. The record is from RefSeq and is a predicted model, not a curated record. The transcript is spliced from 3 exons. Lineage: Eukaryota; Metazoa; Chordata; Actinopteri; Pleuronectiformes; Pleuronectidae. Bases 1 to 891 code for a protein of 296 amino acids.